This is a messenger RNA of Camarhynchus parvulus, 1480 nucleotides long. Its product is annotated as alpha-1,3-mannosyl-glycoprotein 2-beta-N-acetylglucosaminyltransferase-like. Gene Ontology annotation, cellular component: Golgi apparatus. Lineage: Eukaryota; Metazoa; Chordata; Aves; Passeriformes; Thraupidae. Gene Ontology annotation, molecular function: alpha-1,3-mannosylglycoprotein 2-beta-N-acetylglucosaminyltransferase activity. Gene Ontology annotation, biological process: protein N-linked glycosylation. The record is from RefSeq and is a predicted model, not a curated record.
GGGGGAAAUUCGGGGAUUUUUGGGAUCUCUGCGGCCCCUCCCCCCUCCAGGAGCUCCAAAUUCCCCAAAUUUGCCCCAAAAUUCCCGAGGGGGGAGGGGGAACCGCGGCGCCCCCUCCCCCGCUGAGCCCAGCCCCAUGUGAAGGAUGCUGAAGAAGAGCAGCCUGGCUCUGCUGGGUGCCGCGCUCUUCCUCGCCUGGAACGGGCUGCUGCUGCUGCUGCUGUGGGGCCGCGGCGCGCUGGGCGCCGGGCCCGCACAGCUCCCGCCGAAGCCGCGCCUGCUGCCGGCGCAGCUGCUGCAGCUGGCGCAGGACGCCGAGGCCGAGCUGCGGCUGCAGCGCGAGCUCCUGCUGCAGAUCCAGCAGCUCAGCCGGCUGCAGCGCCACAAAGCGCCGCCCAGAACGCCGAAAACGCCGCGAAAAACCCCAAAACCCGCCGCCCGCGAGGAGGACGAGGAGGAGGAGGCGGCGCCGGUGAUCCCGGUGCUGGUGCUGGCGUGCGACCGCAGCUCGGUGCGGCGCUGCCUGGAUAAGAUCCUGCGCUACCGCCCCAGAGCGCGGCGCUUCCCGGUGAUCGUGUCGCAGGACUGCGGCCACGCCGAGACGGCGGCCGUCAUCGCGUCCUACGGCGCCGCCGUGUCGCACAUCCGCCAGCCCGACCUCAGCGACGUGCCGGUGCCGCCGGAGCACCGCAAGUUCCAAGGGUAUUACAAAAUCUCCCGGCACUACCGCUGGGCGCUGGGGCAGGUGUUCCGCGCCUUCCGCUACCGCGCCGCCAUCGUGGUGGAGGACGACCUGGAGGUGGCGCCGGAUUUCUUCGAGUAUUUCCAGGCGGUGCUGCCGCUGCUGGAGCAGGAUCCCAGCCUGUGGUGCGCCUCGGCGUGGAACGACAACGGCAAGGAGGCCUUGGUGGACGCCGGGCGCGCCGAGCUGCUCUACAGAACCGAUUUCUUCCCCGGCUUGGGGUGGUUGUUGUUGGCCGAGCUCUGGGAUGAGCUGGAGCCCAAAUGGCCGCCGGCGUUUUGGGACGAUUGGAUGAGGCAGCCGGAGCAGCGGCGCGGCCGGGCCUGCGUCCGGCCCGAGGUGUCCAGGACGAUGACGUUCGGUAGGAAAGGCGUGAGCCACGGGCAGUUUUACGAUCAGUACUUAAAGUUCAUCAAACUCAACGACCGCUUCGUGCCUUUCACCCAAAUGGACCUUUCUUACCUCAAAAAGGACCGGUACGAAGGAUUCUUCCUCCAGCAGGUUUAUUCCGCCCCCGAAAUCCACCUGGAGGAGCUGCAGAAGGAUUCGGGGAGGGAUUCGGGCCCGGUCAGGCUCCAGUAUCGGGGCAGGGAUUCCUUCAAGGCUUUGGCCAAAGCUUUGGGGCUCAUGGACGACCUCAAAUCCGGCGUGCCCCGCGCCGGCUACCGUGGCGUCGUCAGCUUCGUGUGCCGCGGCCGCCGCGUCUUCCUGGCGCCCCGACUGGACGGGCACGUCGAC